AUGCCAAUCGGACACCUAGGCAGAGCUGCCCCCGUCGCGCUCGGCGAGAUUCAGCGCAACCACCAGGACCAUGGCCCCCGCUCGCCUGUCAAGUCCAAAGACGAUGACCGAGGCCGGUCCAAGUCCCCGACCAAGUCUGCGUUCCCGACCCUCAAGUCCAUGGGUGAUAGAUGGGGCGCCGGCCGGGCUGCGGCCUCGCGCGAAGCCUCCCCCACGAAACCACCAAAGUCCAAAAAGUCCUCCACAAACCUCGCUGGUCUGCUGUCACGGCCCAAGUCCUUUAUCAACCUGCAGAGACCCAGAACGGACAGCAGUCGGCAUCCGUCCACAAGCGAUAAGGAGAACCAAGGCCCGGAAUCGCCCGCGACCCAGCCUCCACCGAUCUACGCGCAAUUCACCUCUACGAAUGACGAGAAAGCGAAAAAGCCGCGGCCACAGUCGUGCCACCCAUCCAUGCAAGGCGCCGGCCCGCAGUCUCCCACCAAAGGUACGCCCAGGACGCCCCAGGAGCAGGCCAACGCCAGCCCGCCCAGCACGUCUGGCGUCAGGGGCCAUGCGCGUAGCCGGUCGGUCGUGACGGCCGAGCCGGCCAUGGCGCCGAGCGAGAUUGCCACGCAUCUAGAGGCGCUGCUGGACCGGCGCAACAUCCCGCAGAACCAGCGGUACAAGAUGCGCAACCUCAGCGACACCAUCAAGAUGGAGUUUAUCCGGCAGGACUGGGCCGAGAUGAAGGCCGGUCAAACGGGCAGCUUGCCGAGGAGCGACAGCGGCAGCCACACGACCACGGCGGCGGCCGUGGAGUCGGACGCCGAGGACGACGCCAGCAGCAAGCGGGCUCGCGGCCGGAGUCGGGGCCGGAGCUUUACGUUUUCGCGAGGGAAGCGGGAUCGAUCCGCGUCCAAAAAGGCAAAGCCGGAAGGGUCUAUUGGGCGUCGCUUCCGCAGCAAAUCCACAGAGAGCGUCGGACGCGAUCACCCCGCGUCCUCGAGUGGUACCGGCUCCAGUGUGCUCGCCAAGAUCAAGUUCCAGCAAGGGCCGAGCGACUACGUGGCCUAUCUUCGCAAGGUGCAGAAGCCCGAGGUGGUGGAGGUGGGCAAGUUGCACAAGCUGCGUCUGCUGCUUCGCAACGAGACGGUGGCCUGGACGGAAGAGUUUAUCCGCCAAGGUGGCCUCGAGGAGAUUGUCGGUCUGUUGAACCGCAUCAUGGCCGUCGAAUGGAGAGAGGAGCAUGAAGACGCUCUGCUACACGAAAACCUGCUCUGUCUCAAGGCGCUCUCCACGACAGCGCUCGGCAUGGAGUACCUGCACACGGUGCAGGCCGACCUCUUGCCCAAGCUGCUGCACCUCAUCUUCGACCCCGAGAAGAAGGGCCCCAGCGAGUUCACCACGCGCAACAUCAUCACCUCGGUGCUCCUCAUGUACAUGGCCGCCGCCUCGCCCGCGGAGCGCAUCCUGCGCGCCAAAAACGUGCUCGGCCACCUGCGCGACCCGCAGCCCAAGGACGAGGACCAGCCGCUGCCCUUUCUCCUCGGCAUCCACCAGGAGCGGCCCUACCGCGUGUGGUGCAAGGAAGUCGUCUCCGUGACCAAGGAGGUCUUUUGGAUCUUUCUGCACCACAUGAAUGUCGUUGCGCUCCCCCAGGACCACCGCCCCGUUCCGCCCUGCCACGACGACGAUAACAACAACCACAGCAGCAGCAGCGACGGGACCUUUUUCGGCGGCCGCGAUGUCGCGGCGCCGUACGCCUACAUGCACCGCCACUUUGCCGCCGAGCGGCCACCCGUCGCGGCCGCGCCGUACGUCGGCGGCGUCGAGUGGGACGCGACCAACUACCUGGCCUCGCACCUCGACCUCGUCAACGCCAUUGUCGCCUGCUCGGCCACACGCGACGCCCGCAACGCGCUCCGCGCCCAGCUCCGCGUCUCGGGCUGGGAGCGUUGCAUGGGCGGCAGCCUGCGCCUCUGCAAGGAAAAGUUUUACGGGAGCGUCCACGCCGCGCUGCGCACGUGGGUCGCCGCCGCCGCCGAGGACGGCUGGGACGUGCGUGACGUGCGCUUCGGGCCCGAGACACCCAGUCGGCCCGCGUCCCCGCGCAAAGCCCCUGCGGCGGGCAACAAGGCGGAAGAGGCACCGAAGCUCGACAUGCCCCGGUUCGACUUGGGCUUGUGA
Messenger RNA from Cordyceps militaris CM01, 2169 nucleotides. RefSeq names its product GTPase binding protein Rid1. The record is from RefSeq and is a predicted model, not a curated record. NCBI's taxonomy places the organism in Eukaryota, Fungi, Ascomycota, Sordariomycetes, Hypocreales, Cordycipitaceae. Bases 1 to 2169 code for a protein of 722 amino acids. Gene Ontology annotation, molecular function: small GTPase binding; actin binding. The transcript has 2 exons. Gene Ontology annotation, biological process: actin cytoskeleton organization.